Messenger RNA from Mercenaria mercenaria, 5316 nucleotides. RefSeq lists its product as uncharacterized. NCBI's taxonomy places the organism in Eukaryota, Metazoa, Mollusca, Bivalvia, Venerida, Veneridae. The record is from RefSeq and is a predicted model, not a curated record. The transcript is spliced from 8 exons. The coding region runs from base 98 to 2056 and encodes 652 amino acids.
UUUAGAUUUGGAAAUUUACUUUCGAUUUCCUUUUAUAGCUCAAAUGGCAUUAUGAAUAUUGUUUUGAUAUAGGAUCCGGCAAACUGAAAAUGUAAAGAUGUAUGACAAAUACUACCGACUAAUAUGUUUUGUGGUAAACCUAUGUCCUGAACUUUUGAGAGAUUUAUUUCUCAAACUUGCGAAAAGUGAUGGCACCACCUAUACCACACUUCCGACAUAUCUUGCAACAAAGACGUCAGAAAUUAAGAAAAUGGUAGUAAAGGGACAUAUUAGAAAAGAUCAGUUUAAUGUACUAUAUCCUGGUCACGGCAACACAGACGAAUCAGAUUGGGAUGUCAGUUUACUCGUGACCUUAAUUAUCGGGUUGUUCAAAACAAAGCUGCGUCCUCUGGAUAUGACUUUUAUCAAUAAAAUUCGGGAAGUCAGAAACAAGUUGCAACAUUUGCCAGAUACGGCGCGGUUGUCUGAUGAUGACUUUGAUACAUAUUGGGGACGGUUGGAAACCGCAACAACGACUUUAGCAAAACAAAUAUUUGGCUCAAAGUAUGAAAACAGUUUCAAAACAAAAAUUAACAACGCUAAAACUAACCAUCUUCCAAAUCUUGGUGACUAUUUACGAGUAUGGUAUGAAGAAAUAAUCAAACAGAUGAAUUAUAAAAUGGAAAAUAUGACUGACACAUUGAAAGAAAUGAAAAAUAACGUGAAUACAAUUUCAACAGAUACAAGGAACACAGCUUCUCUUUUGCAGAGUGUGACUAUACCAGAACCUGGAAAUUCAGAAAACAAACGACAAAGAAUAAGAGUUCCUGAUAAUACUGUACUUUCACAUUUACAAGUUCAGUUCGAAAAAUCAAUCAAUGCAUUACAAGACAGCUUCAGUGCUCCAAGAGAGGUAUUAGAAAUCCAGAGGAAACUGAAAGAAAAGCACUACGUUGUCAUAGCCGGAUCGUACAACAGCCAGUGCUCUGAGAUAGCUUUUGCAACAGUUAAAGAAAUGAGUUACAAUUACAAACGGUGUGUAGAAAUACACAGACCGUCAGACUGGCGCCUUAUUAGUCCAGAGGAUGUUGAUCUGGUCAUAUGUAGAGAUCCCUUCGGAAGUACCUCAUAUGAUGAAAGUAAAGCUAGUAGUAUGGCUGAAAAUUUCGACAGGAUGCUACAAUUAACAAAAGAGAAUGGCGAUGAAACUAUCCACAUUGUGAUAAUAACAGACUUUAUAGUUUUGGGAGAAGUUAAACAGAAGCACGCUCAUGAUAUUCUGGAAGAUGUAGUGAAUGUGUUUGGAGCUGCUACCAAGGAACACCCGGCUGACCUUACACUUGAGAGUGGUGGUCAAGUUUCUUGCUUUUCUAGUACCCAUAACUUGCCAGUUAUGACGAAAUACUUCAUUAACCAGUAUAAAUCAUCAAGUGAACUUGUAAAAAAAGACGUUCUACAAAAAGCAAAGGAUACAUUCAAGAAAAAGAAAUCAGUCAUCAUAGCUGGUCCAGAAAGGUGCGGAAAAACUUCUGUUGCAGUUGCAUUAGCGUCGUCAUACAAACCGUCCGAGUGUUUACUUCUCACGGGGCCCAGUGACGUAAAGAAAAUUGACUUCAGUAGAGAAUGUUUGUUAAUCAUUGAUGAGUUUGCUGGAAAGUAUCGGUAUGACGAGAAUGUCGUAUACAAAUGGUACGAGAUGUUUGACCUACUUGAUGCUGCUUUGUCAAAUGGAAAAAUAAACCUUGUAAUUACAAGUGAAACGAGCAAGCUGCAAAGAUGUUGUGACGAGAUAAAAGUCCAUCCUCUUCUUGAGCAUAGAGUAGAAUUGACAGAAAAUUGCAUCGUCUUCAAGCGGAAAAUAAAAACAGAAGCUCCUGAGAUGUCCAAACAUUUUAAAAGCAUAAGUAUUGAAAGCUUACAGCCGAGUUCAAGCAUUUCCCGUGUGAAGGAGUUACCAGUAUGGUCAGUCAAUACUAUGCAGACGAGAAACAUUAACGCAUCGAGAGACAGGAAAACCUGUUUUAUCAAAGGUGGUCGCAAAUUGUCGUCAGAAAAGGUGCUUAUAGCGGAUUAUUAAAAAAGAAAACUAUUAAACAACUUACCGAAAAAAAAUUAAUUAGGCUACAAUAAGCCUUAAAUGGAAACUUCUCCAGAUUUGUGUCAUCCAUAUGGCAUAAAUAAAAAAAUGCUUUCGUUUGUAUAAUGAUUAUUCAUAAAAACAAAAGUUGGCAGCGGGUUCUAGAUACUACUAAUUCAAACAAUCCCUCUUAUGGUCUAAAAGGUUUUUAGAAACAUCUUUCGAAGCGAUGACAACUAAACAGGAGUUUGAUGGAGAAGGAAGACAUUGAGUUGUAUUUUAUGUUAUAUCAUAUAUAUACUCAUGUCAUUUCAAAUAGUAUACUAGUAUAUAUGUAUAUCUGCUUACAUGAUUUUUGUACGCCCGAUUUGAAAAAAGGACAAGUUAUGUGAUGGCUCGUGCAACUAUCUCUCCGUUUAUCUGUUUGUCCGUCCGUCUGUCCGUCGAUUUUAUUUUCAUGUCUCGAUAACCAUUAAAGGUAUCAACCUUUAAUUUUGGAUAAAGGUAGGUUGCGAUAAGAUAAUGAUCAGAGUACACGAACGAGCUCAAAGAUCAAGGUCAUUGAUCGAACUCAAAGGUCAAAUUUGUUCCUCAUAUAUCCUGUCCGAAGCACAACUUAAUAACUACUUAAGGUAUUGACUUCGAAUACAGGCGAGUGUUUAUGAGGUACUUUGGGGUAAGUGGAACAAUCGACAUUACUCCCCUACCACAACUCCCCAAUCCUAACACUUUCUUUCCUCCAUGAGCCCCAUAAAAUCACUUUUAUAUCAUCUUGCCUUAGUAUUCGUUAGGUGAAAGAAUAAUGUCGCAGAGUUAGUUUCUGUUCUGUGUAUUUUGUGUUCAGAGCACAAUUUUAAAACUUUUCAAGUUAUUGACUAUAAAUUUGGAAUAAAGGUGGGGGUGAUUAGGUGAAAACAGUUAAGUGAAACGAUCUACAUUACGUUUCUACCUGGCUUACGGGAGGUGUUGGUUCUACCCAGGUACCCGUUCAUGAUGCAUUAAGGCACGAAGGGGUAAUUGGGGUCUUUCUCCACUAUCAAAGCUGGAAUGUCGUCAUAUGAUCUUUAAUUGUGUUGGUGCCACGUUAAACACAACAAAAUAAAAACACAAAUACUUUUCUACUAAACAUACCCUAUCCCAAACAUAAUCCCAACUCCCCAACGCCCUAAAACACCGUGAUAAAAAUAUGGUACGCCAAAAGUCAAAUUUAUAGCAAACUAUAUUUAUCCGUCAUAUUUUUCUUGUCCAGAACAUUACACAAUAAGAAUUAACUUCAAACUUGGCGAAAACAAAAGGUUGCAAUCAGACGAAAAGAGGAGUACAAUAGUCCACAUAACUCCUCCCCCACCUCCCCGCUCCAGAUAACACAAAGUAUUUACUUUUAGUGUAUUGUGCUCAAUACAUUAUCACCGCCGCUGCACAAAAUCCACGCCCAUCGCCACAUUUCAUAUCCCAAGACAUAUACUCAAUUUUUUUUCUUUAAAUUGUAAUUUCCCCUCCUCUGAUCUGAAACUUAGAGCGUAUGUUGCCUUGCUUUACGGAGUUCGUGUUAUGGUCAUCAGAUGGGAUGACAUGCUCCUUUUAUACAGAAUGUUAAACAUUAUCCUACAUUUUGGUAUAUAUUACAUUAUUACUAUUUAAUCUCUCAUUUUUUGUUUGUCGGACAUGACACACUGAAUGCUAUUAAAAAUAUAAAAUUAACAACUCAACGUAGCGGUAGUACGAGGACUAUUUAUACUCUUUGCAAUAACUUUGUAUAACUAGACAACUAGACCACUAGAAUUCUGGACCACUAGAAUUAAAAAAAAAUAUCAUAUAAAAUCUUCUUGGCAUUUUCUCCUUUUAGCAAUGAUUAUUCUUGCUUUAUAAACUCGCGUGCACAUUUUCAAACUAUGCAUUCACAAACCGCCAUCGAAAUACUUUCUUAUUCCGUAAGUAUAUUUCAGCACCCGCAUUUCCAUAUCCUCCCUAAACUACUGUAUGCAGAUGUAACCAUGAGACAACAUUAAUGCGGAGCCUGAGGUUCGAAAUAUCUGUUAAUCUAGACUUAUUAUAACUAGCUGUUAGUCGUUUCUAUUUUGAUUUGUUUGUCUUUAUCUUUGUAAAUGAAAACAUUUUAACUGAAAUUGUUCCUUCAUUGAGAUUUUACUUGUACGCGGACACCCACGGCAUAUUUGUAAAAUCGCAAUAGUCCGGCUUUCAAGACAUAUGAAUUUCACACAACUACUGCCUUGUAAAUAUGUACAUUCAUUAGUGAGAGUAUAAUUAUGUGUAUGGUAAAAUAGUAUUAGAUAUGGCAAAGCUUUCAUGGUUCAUUAAUAUAUCUAUUUUAUGCUUAAUUUGAUUUUAAAAAGUGAGUCAUUGAAAGGAUUUUGUCGGACAGAAUUUGUUAUGCUGACCAUCGAUUGUGACAGCAUUUUUCAGACUGGAGGAGGAGGGCACCAGUCUAGAACAAAGACAUCACCGCCGAGGUGCAUAGCGCCGACAGCGGGUAGGUUUGGUUGGGGGGGGGGGGGGCGGGGGCUCUGCCCAUGAUAGGAGGGCCAGGUCUCCCCCUAGAAAUUUAUUUUUUGGAAUGCAUGCAUAAAAUAGUGGUAUCUGUUGCAGUUACAGGUGAAGGUACUACCUUUAUUAUUUUUGGUGGGGUCAGGGCACUCUCCCCAGGAAAUGUUUGAAAUACAAGCAGGAAUCGGGGGCCUUGGUGCAUUUUAGGUCUAAAUUUUGAGGUAAUUGAGGGGUACUCCCAUCCUUAUGGGGGAGGGGGUGUCAGGGGGUUCUCCCUCUGGACAAUUUUGAAAUAUAGGUAUGAAAUAGUGGCCUGAACUAUUAUUUAUAUAAAGGUUUAUAUGUACUUUUAUAUAGACUAACAUUUGUUAGAAGAAAAUAAUCAUGUUACCAUACGAAUUGUAAAAUUGUACAUUGCCUAACAUGAAUGGUGAACCAAAACAAAUUUUCCAAGGUAAAAGUCAGCUUCUGGCUUGUAUAUUUGCUAUUUCUUUUAAAAGGCACAAGAGCCAGACGAAAAUCUACCUGGGCGAAAUUCAAUAUAUAAUUUAGUAAUUAUUGUUAUUGUAUUAUUUAAUACAGUGUAUAUAGUUCGGAAAACUUGAUGAACCGAAAAACAACUAGACUUGGGUUAACUUUCUAGAUGGUUUAUCAUUUAUUUAAAUGUUUUACACCAUUCUGUAAUGUUAUUACUUUUUGAAGUUCUAAAUGAAAUACUAUCAGAGCGAAAUAUUAAUAAAGUACAUGUAAAUUAA